GCAGGCAGCCGCCCCGCCGGCUGCCGCAGGGGCAUGACGCAGCAGCCGCGGCCCCGAGGAGCUCCGCCCGCCACCGGCGGAAGGCGGAGCUUUGCUGCACCCUGGUCGGUGGCUUCGGCGGCGCUCGGGGUGUUCCCUUCCGCCCUCCCGGCUCGGCCGUUAGAGCGGGGCGGCUCUCGCGGGAGGCGGCGCCAUGGGGGUGCACGGUGUCAAAGCGGUGUUCUUCGACCUGGACAACACGCUGGUGGACACGGCGGCGGCCGGGCGGCGCGCCAUCGAGGAGUCAGUGCCCUGCAGUCAAAGCACCAUUAUGCGGAGGGACAAGCGCGUGUUAUUUGCGAUAAGGUCCAGGCCAAGCUUCUCAAGGAGUGUCACGAUCCCGCCAAGAUGUGCAUCACCGACCUGCGGAUUUCUCACUGGGAGGAGGCUAUCCAAGAGACGAUCGGGGGGGAGGCGAACCGCAAUCUGGCCGCCGAGUGCUAUUUCCUCUGGAAAACGACCAGGCUGCAGCACCUCACCCUGGCCGAGGACACGCGGGGUCUGCUCACCGAGCUGCGGAAAGGGGUCCGCCUGCUGCUGCUCACUAACGGCGACAAACAGACGCAGAGGGAGAAAAUCGAAGCGUGCGCCUGUCAGCCCUAUUUCGAUGCCAUCGUUGUGGGAGGAGAGCAGAAAGAGGAGAAGCCUGCACCAUCCAUAUUUCAUUACUGUUGUGAUCUCCUGGGGGUGCAGCCCGCAGAGUGUGUUAUGGUUGGGGACUCUCUAGAUACAGAUAUUCAAGGAGGCCUGAAUGCUGGCUUAAAAGCAACUGUCUGGCUAAACAAAGCAAUGACUACCCCAGUAGAUAUUUCCCCAGUACCUCAUUAUAUUAUUUCUUCUGUUCUGGAUCUUCCAGCAGUUUUACAGAAGAUGGGGCACAAAAUGAAUGCUAAGUUAGGAACUGACCAUACGGCUGAUAGUAAUGAAGCACACUGAUGGUUCCAGCAUACAGAGACAUGCUGAGCUGUUAGGUGACUCACACUCUUUAAAGAAUUGACUAUAGGGUUUUGAGCUCCUGUAAAGAAUGCUUUCUUAAACAGCAGGUGGAUGAGUAAGAGCACAGUUGUCAGUGAGAGUAGGAUAGAAACAACGAAUUAGAUUAAUUUCAAAGAUACAAGUGAAGUUACUUUGAAACAACUGCCUCUGGAAAUUACUUUGACAGGCUGUGGCUGAAGUCUGACUGUCUCUGACCUAAGUUACCAGUCUCUUGUUUUUGUAGUGGAAAAGAAAAUUUGACUGUUUUCAUCUCACCCAUGCUUUGCUGGUUUGUAAGCUUAGCAGAAGCUUCAGCUCAGACCUUGUUUGCAGUGUGUAAAAGAAGGUGAGAAAGUGUGGUACAAUCUGGUACAUCUUCACAGUUGAUCUGCAGUUUAUCUCAGGAACUGGAGUGAAUUUUGCUGUUUCUAAAAGGAGAAUUUAUUGACAGCAUUUAUUAUGUAUCAGGCCCUUAGAAAAUGCCCUACCUUCAAUCUUUUUUGAUAUCUAGUUGACUGGCUAGGGCUGGGUGCUAGGUUGGACUGGAUGAUCUUGGAGGACUCUUCCAACCUGGUUGAUUCUAUGAUUCUAUGAUUUUCAAAUUUUCAGGUUUUAGGUUUUUUUUUCUCAGACUUUGCAGUGACUUUUAUGAAAUCUGUACCUCAUACCAAAGGUAUUUAAAUGUACAUCAGAAACCAGCAAUUUUAUAGGGGACCAUUUAUCUGACGGACUUGAUGGUUAUGUUUUUUCUUUAUCUUGGUGCUUAAGCAGAUAUGCAGUGUCCUUGUACUUCAAAUUACGAUUUUCUUUGGAAUGUAAUUGAUAAAAUGGAUCUUUUCAAUGGGCUUCUUACUGUAGUGUCAGACUCUUUAAAAGCUAAUAUUGUUCUGUCUGAUUUUACUAGUGAAUUUUGAUCAGACUUUUUGGUGAAACUGUUCUUGGUCUCAGGUGUUUAGCUGCUCAGACUCAAUGACAGGAUCAGUGUGUUGGGGUUUUUUUUUGACUGUUUUAAUGGCACUGCUAUAAAAUUCCUGCCUGCUCUAGUUCUUACAUGUGUUUCAUGUGAUUUACUAUGGAAAAAAAUAGGAGUUAGCUGUUUGUAAAUGGCUUUCAUGACUCUCUUCCAGGAAAUCAGAAAUUUAUGUCAUAUGUAUUAUAGUACUGUGUACAACUUUAUAAUGUAUAUGUGCUAUUUCCUGUGUCAUCUCCUGUGCUAAAUGCAGGACAUGACUCUAAAACAUUAAGAUGUCUCUUUAUCCUAAUAAUUGAUUUUUUUCUGCACAGCCUAUUAUUACUGCAUAGUGGAAAACUAUUGCCAUAUUAGAUGGAAAUAUAAACACUUGUUGGAAAAACUCUGUUUUUCAAAAUAUAUUUGCUGUGUGUAUACAUUGAACUGAAUAUCUGACCGUAUGCAAGCACUCAAGUUUUGCAUUUUAGAAUAAAUUACUGACAAGUCUUUUGAGAACAGGGAUAUCAAGGUGCUAGCACAAGAGUGUCUGGCACGUAGGCAGCAAUAAAAGAUCAGCAAAAAGUACAAAAACUUAACCAGGAAAUGGUUGUGUAGAAUGAGUCCUAUAUACAAGAAAGGUUCCUUUGUCUCACUUGACAUGAGUCAAUGUAAUUAAGUCUUACAUAGGAUGACAGAUUUAGUGUAGAGGAACCUGUUACUGAUGUGGCUUAAAUUUGGCAAAGGGUUUAUGAGGUUGCAUCAAAACAUUGAGGAGGGGGAAAAAAGGCACUUUGAACCUCCUUUUAUUCAGUUGUCCCUUAAAAGCAAAGCAGCUCAGGUUCUUCAUACUAUCUAGCCAAGACCUUUGAGGCAUCAGGCUUAGUAAAGAGAACACAGGUAGGCAAUCUGUACUUUGAAGAAAAGGAGAUACGAUAAAAACGGUCAGAUUACAGUGGUAUGCUAAGUUGCCACACGUGCCUUGAGGUAGUGGGACUGACUUGGCACACCUUUGCUACUGAAUUAAGAGACCCAAGUUAAGGUUUUAUUUAGUGUCUGGAAGAGCAUGAAACCAGUCACUGGUUUAGCUGAUGAGGAAAUCAUUGCUAUCCUUAUAAGCAAGGACUGACAGAAACCAAAUAAAGGUCAUUACACCUAUGAGGAAUACUGUGUAAAGACAGAAAUGUAUCCAAAAAGUUAGAUGGAUCCCUGAAAAGGUGAUGCACUCGAAGUACUCAGUUGUAACCAUUUUGUCCGAUAGAAGAGCAACAACUUGCUGUAGAACAGCAUCCCAAAGGAGCUGCACUAUAACUGUGGGGGUUUUGCACAGCAUCAGUGUAGUAAAACAAGUCAGAAGGCGGUUUCUGACACAGCUGAGCUUUAACAAGUAGCAAUAGUUCACAAUUCUGUCAGUGGGUUUGAAGGAUGCAUACACACCAGGUUACCAUUUUUUUAAUUUAAGUUGAGGCUCAUUCUCUUGCUACUGCAUCAUUGUGAAGUGGGAUGCUGAGCCUGCUUAUUUUAUGAAGGGUCUCUUGUUUUAGAAGAGACCACUCUUUGUUUUGCACGUGGCCAGCUGUUUUAAAUCUAUGAAUCUAUGAAAAACAGAAUGCUCAGGUGAUGGUGUGGCCAGUUAAGGCCACACCUAAGUGUAUUCUUUCCAUUGCUGAGUACUGUACCAAGUGGGAUGUGACUACCAGUGUUCAGACAGGGCAACAGUGUUACGAUGCUCCUAUAAAACAGGAAGAAACAGAAGAGAUUUCUCUGUCUAGUGGUCUUCUUUGAAGCUGUUACCCAGUAACAUGGAUUAGGUAUCUACAGUAUCUAAACAGAUGUUUUUCUUGGAUGGAGCUCUUGCAGAAAGCCUAAUGAAAAACAAUUAACUAAAUGGAAACACAUAUGUGAUGGAAUAAUUUCCACAUCAGCAGCAGGAGCAGAUCAGUAAAACAGUCUAUAUUCAGUUACAGUUAAGUUCUGGUUUUGCUUAGUGUUCUGCUUUAUUAGCUAAGUUGUCUAGUUUAAAUUAUGUUGCCAAAACACACUACAUAGAAGAAAAUACAUCUCCAUUAUUUAUUUUUUCAGGUUACCUCCUGAUGUUAAUCUGCAAUAACUUUGACUCUAGUGAAAUUAACUGAAGCAAUAAUCCCAGCUGUAUUUUAACUCUUGAUUUAAAAGGACCUGUGUACUAGUCUAAUAAAAGUAUUUUGUUUAUAAAACAUUCA
Messenger RNA from Pogoniulus pusillus (Red-fronted tinkerbird), 4182 nucleotides. RefSeq names its product N-acetylneuraminic acid phosphatase (gene NANP). The coding region runs from base 34 to 975 and encodes 313 amino acids. Gene Ontology annotation, molecular function: N-acylneuraminate-9-phosphatase activity. Gene Ontology annotation, biological process: dephosphorylation; N-acetylneuraminate biosynthetic process. NCBI's taxonomy places the organism in Eukaryota, Metazoa, Chordata, Aves, Piciformes, Lybiidae. The record is from RefSeq and is a predicted model, not a curated record. The transcript has 2 exons.